AUGUCGAACAAUCCGCGAUUGUCUUCCAGCUCGGAUGAUUCGGUGUCGGGAAGGACAUCCCCCAUUCAUGGCUUCGACUCUACCGCUGCCCUGAUUGUUGUACCAGACACGGAGGAAACAUCAAACAGCGCUCCGUUCGACUUGACUAGCGAAGAUGAUACUGACGACGAGUCAGAAUUGCAGGCAGAGCGUGUCCAGUCGUCGGCAAUUCCGCCCUUGUCAUCUACUACUGUAUUCCUCUAUCUGUUAUCGCCUUUUAUCAAACUUGGUGCAAUGCUGGUGACGGAUUGUACCGCAUCCUUACAGGUUACCUUACCAGCCCUCCUGUUCUUUGCGGGCCUAUCAGCAUUCGCGAGGCAAAUUUGGUAUAUGCUGGCGCGGUACGUGCGGAGAGCGGAUUUGGAGGAAAUUGUGCUGGAAGCGUUUGCAAGGGAAAGGGGAAAGGAAGGUCGCAGGCUAUUCCUAAGAUUUCUCGUCCGUUUUGGCUCGGGGUUACUGAGAAUCCUCUUGUCAGCAAUCUAUAUCAGAGCGUCGACAGACGUAUUGGUUCCAUUAUUCCCUGACCGCCUGGUGCUGCCCACUUACAUAGCAAUAAUUCUCCUACUGGCAGUCAUCAUUUCUCCUUUUUAUUUCUCCCCGAAUCUGGGCAUCAGCAGAGUUGUAUAUACGACCUGGGCUUCACUGGCCGCCUUUGUGGCUUGGAUAAUCUGCAUUGCAUACACUCAUGCGUCGAGCACUAUCGCAUCGAAUGCAUCUUCAAAUUCGCUGGGGACCCUAUGGAGAGGAUUGUCCGUCAUUCCCUUUGCAUUUACUACAUCCUCGACCAUUCCUCUGUAUGCUUCCCUUCGAGGGACAAUGCAACCUCUGAGCACAAGGCCUCGGAGAUCCCAUUCGUUCAAGUUGCUGUCCGUGCUUUCUGUGGGAGUAGCUGUCUUGUGUAUCAUCCCCGUUGCGAUCUCUCAAUCAAACCAAAGGCCUGCGUCGCAGGACACGGCCCCAGAAUUCCUAGCAACCAUGACUUCCAUAUUCAGCGCCAGUACUCUGGUGCUAUCUGUCCCGUCCAUAUUGAUUCUGACCCCUGGGAUACCUUUACCCUUCUCUCUCCGCCGCGCAAUCCCUCUUCCUCUUUCAAAGUGUCUGGUUUAUCUUUUCACCAUCGGCUUCUCCCUCGUACCAAAGUCUGUAAUGAGUAUAUUGAGUGACACUCUCUGGAUUUCCACUUUCCUCGGGACAUAUUUCCUUCCCGCGUUUAUUCACAUCAUACUUCACAAUUUCCGCCGGCCACUAUCGAUCGUCGUCCCUCCUCAUACACCGGUUAUGACAAGUCCAAGUAGCGCACAAAGUGACGAGCACAGCGACUCUCGGAAUGACGAGCUCCUCCAGCGGAAAGAGCGCACAUUGCAACGACGUCGCCUUGGUCGCAGAAUUGUUUGGGACAUUGGUGGUAGUGCGUCCGUGGUUGAGCUGCUGCGCAGCGAGCGAAGACAAAUUUUGCGCGUUUGCGUCUAG
This is a messenger RNA of Fibroporia radiculosa, 1509 nucleotides long. RefSeq lists its product as uncharacterized. Lineage: Eukaryota; Fungi; Basidiomycota; Agaricomycetes; Polyporales; Fibroporiaceae. The record is from RefSeq and is a predicted model, not a curated record. The transcript has 6 exons. The coding region runs from base 1 to 1509 and encodes 502 amino acids.